Cavenderia fasciculata is the source of this 7017-nucleotide messenger RNA. It is a transcript of the gene sgcA, whose product is annotated as guanylyl cyclase. Gene Ontology annotation, molecular function: protein binding; adenylate cyclase activity. Gene Ontology annotation, biological process: cyclic nucleotide biosynthetic process; intracellular signal transduction. Gene Ontology annotation, cellular component: cytoplasm. The transcript has 4 exons. The record is from RefSeq and is a predicted model, not a curated record. Lineage: Eukaryota; Evosea; Eumycetozoa; Acytosteliales; Cavenderiaceae. The coding region runs from base 1 to 7017 and encodes 2338 amino acids.
AUGGAUAAUAAUAGUAAUAAUAGUAAUAAUAGUAAUCAAAAUGUUGAACAUAUAAUAGUAUUACCAACAGAUGAAAAUUCAAGAAAGGUAUUUGAGUUUAGUAGGUUAAUGUUGAUUGACUUGCAUAGAAUCGAUGAGCUUGUCAAUGCAUCAGAUGUUGUAAGUGAAUUGGAGAUUGUCAUGUUUUCAAGACGUAUGACUUCAAGAUGCUCUGAAUUAUCUUCAUUUGAGAUAAAGUCGACCACAAAUGCAACUACUUCUACAACAACGACAACAUGUGAAACAUUUGGUAUAAUUAGACAACAUGGUGAAAAAGAACAAUUCAAUCAGAUAAAGGUGAUUAUUGAUAUCAUUGGAUCGAUGAUUACAUGUAUAAAACAAUACAACCAAGUCGCUAAAAAGGGGUCACCACUCCAUGAACUACUCAUUCCAAAGGGUGAAUAUUGGAAUAGACGAAAGGACUUGAUCGAGUCAUGGAAGAAUUUGGUCUUAUUGAUUUGUGAAAUCACCUGGAAACCACCUCCAAGACAACCACUUGUCACUCCUAUCAAUCUUUCUUCCCUCAAUCAACAAGUAGUAGAUUCUCCAACUUCAUCAUCAUCUUCAUCUUCAUCAUCAUCGCCAUCAACAUCACCAGUAAAGUCACCUCCAACAUCACCCAAUGGACAACAACAAUCUACAGGACGACGUAGAUCAUCAGUUUCAGAUCGUCCACCACAAAAUAUCGUUAGAAUUGGUGGUAGCAGUAGUUCGAGUAGUAGUAGUUUAAGUGGUGGAAAUGGUACCGAGGAAGUGGCCAAUAUUAAACCAGAGUUAUUAGAGUUGUUUGAUGUCAUAUACCAUAUAAACUUUUCAUUAUUCAAUCUAUUGUGGCAUUUAUUAAACUAUCAAAGAAUAUUGGCAAAUAAAUUAAUUAAUCCAACAACUACCACGACUACUACUCCAUCAACUACUCCAACAUCAUCAACAACUACAGUAUCAACUCCACCAAAAGGAGCACAAUAUAUUAGCCAAACUAAAAGUAUCACAUUGCCAUCACUCGUUUCCAAAUUGGUCGAUUUAUUGGCCAUCCUUUCACUCUACAUUGGAACUCCACAAUUCCAAUCGGUUAUUAAUAGUUUAACAAGUUUAUCAAAUAGUGAACUUAUUGAACAUGUACGAGACAGUUUAUCAUUAUUACAAUGUUUACCAUUUAAAGUUAAAGGUCAAUCAUAUAUGAGUUUGAUAUCAGGAAAAGCAGCAGGUGUACCUAAAAAUAGUAGUAAAGAAAAUAGUAGUAGCAAUAGUAAUAAGGAAUCAACGACAACGACGACGGGAUCGGCGAUGAGUGGAUCUCAACUAUCAUCUUCACCACCCAAAUCAUCUUCAACGACGACAACAACAACGACUCAAUCGAGGAAUUUCUUUAGUUCGAUCAUUAAACCAUCGACAAAGAUUACAAAGCAUCAGAGACACAAGUCGACGAGUAACGAGGAAAAAGAAAAGGAGAGUACAAACAGCGUUGGUAGUAACAGUAGUAUUGGUAGCAAUGGUAGUAAUAGUUUUGUGAUCAAGAGUGAUGAAGAGGAUUAUAGCAACUCUCAUAAACAUAAACGUCAACCUAGUACUGGUACCACCGCCUCGACAACGACCACUACAACUACAGGAUUAACACCAGAUACACAGGUUACUCAAGACUGUCCUCCAAAUGAUAAAUGGAAGAUUCAAAGAAAACCAAGUGGCAACGAGAUGACCAGUAGUGCUAUCACAUCUGAUGAUGAGUCUGGAUCAAGUAAUAUAAGCAUUGCUUCUGGAGGUGGUGGUGGUGGAGAUAGAAUAACAAGAAGUAAUAGUACUAUAUUUAAAGAGACAUCAUUAUCUCCUGUUAAAUUUGAAGUACCUCCUAUUUUUGUAUUAGAUACAUCAAAUAAUCAAAAUAAUAAUCAAAAUAAUAAUAAUAAUAUUGUAAAUACUAAUAAUAAUACUAAUAAUAAUAAUAAUGUACAAAAUAAUAAUAAUAAUAAUAAUAAUAAUAAUCCCACAUCUCCUACUUCUACUGCUUCUACAACAACUACUUCUACACCAGUAUUAUCACCACCAACAUCACCAACAACACCAAUCAAAGAAUCAAAGAAAAAGGUUGGAUUAAAUAUAUUCUCCAAACACUUGAAAACCGUUAAACAAACCGAUGAACAAAAACAAAGAAAUAGCUUUAGUCAAUUCUGGCUUGACAAGUCCACUCAUCAAGAUCGUAUUGAUAAGCUUCCAUCCGAUGAUAAACAAAGACUUCAAAUCACAAGUCUUGGUAGUUAUGUUUCAAAUCUUGUCAUUAAAGAUCUCUUGGCUUCCCCAAAUCCAAUUCAACCUCCCCAUAGUGAAAAUUUCCAAAGUUGUGUAUUAUUUGCAGAUAUUUCUGGAUUUACAGCAUUGACAGAAAGAUUAAGUCAUCAUGGUCAAGAGGGUGUAGAAUUAUUGACAAAGAAUUUAAAUCGUUAUUUUGAAAGUCUAAUCAAGAUUGUAAAAGAUUUUGGUGGCGAUAUUGUAAAGUUUGCAGGUGAUGCAGUUUUGUGUCACUGGCCAACCUAUGGAGAGUUGGUGAAUCGUGUACGAACAGCAUGCGAGUGUGCAUUGACACUACAAAAGAAAUUACACAACUUUCCAGUACCAGGUGGCUUUUUGACGUUGCAUAUUGGUAUUGGAUGUGGUGAUUUGACCGGUCUCUAUGUAGGUGGAGUCAAUCAAAAGGUAGAGUUUUUGAUUGCCGGUGAGGCACUCCACGAGGCGGCCUCUUGUGAAAAGGAGGCAGAGUCGGGAGAAAUCUACAUUUCACAAGCGUGUUAUGACGCUGUCAAGCCAUUCUCAUCGUGCGUGCAGAAAAAGACGCGAGUCAACGUUCGAUUGGACAAUAUGACCUUUAUGGACAAGAACAGCAACAAAAAGGCGCCGGUUGACCAGUUCAACAUUGUCGACCGUCGUGCCAUACUGCAACUGCCCUUGUUGAUGGAUAUGGAGGAGUCGCUGCAGCGAUUCGUCCCCAACGCAGUACUCAAUCAACUGCGUCACGGUAGUUAUCUCGCCGAGCUACGUUACAUCACGGUCAUCUUUGUCAAUUUGUCAUACGGAGAGAUUCCCGAUCCCACCAAAGACGCCAAAAAGUUACAGGAAAUUGUCAGUGAGAUCCAGACGAUCGUGUAUCGGUACGAAGGUACUGUGCGUCAGUUUAUCGUCGAUGACAAGGGGUGUGUGUUGAUUGCUGCUUGGGGUGUCCCACCACUCUCUCAUGAAGACGAUCCUAGUCGUGCGGUAGAAGCAGCCAUGGAGAUUGUCGUUGGGUUGUUCAAGCUCAAGGUGAUUAGCACGGUUGGUGUGACGACUGGAAAGUGUUUUUGCGGUGAUGUUGGAAGUGACGAGCGUCGAGAGUAUGCCGUCGUCGGUGAUAUUGUCAAUCUGUCGGCACGACUCAUGUCGCAUGGCCAGGGAGGUGUACUCGUCGAUGAGGAAACAUCCAAGCUUGCGUCGCGCAAGAUCGAGUUUGUCAAGCUCAGUGACCCCAUCAAGGUCAAGGGCAAACAGACCAGCGUCAACGUGUUCAAACCCAUCAAGCGUCAUACACACGAGUCAUCCAACAACAGUCCGCGUCCAGGCGCGUCAACACGAUCUGCGCAGCCUGUCAUCAACCGUGGUAUCGUCGGCGGGCUCGACCUGCACCAACAACAGCAGACCGCGGCCAUCAAGCACAAGGGCAUUAUCGGGCGUCACGGCCAACUACGCCAAAUGGCCCAUCUUGUAGACUGCCUUCGCACCGAAGAAGAAGGUGACGGCACCAAGAUUGUCUUUAUCGAAGCCGAAGCAGGUCUCGGGAAAAGUCGAUUCAUUCACGAAGUAAAGUACUCGUUUGCAAUGGGUAUCCGUAUCUUUAAAACAACUGGUCUUCAAAUGAACGAGAGUGUACCAUUCUAUGUAUGGCGUCAGAUUCUUGGUGAAUACUUGCGUGAAGAGCAAGCAACCAACUUUAAAAGCUUGCUUGAACUUGGUCCACACGUCAACUUGCUCAAUCCCAUCCUCGACCUCAACUUUUCCAUCUCAACCAACCGUCGUUACUCUGCGCCACAGCGUCAAGAGACUCUGCAAAUGCUUAUGCUUAGACUCGUCCAAAUGGCAGUACCGCGUGGAUCCAUCAUCAUUAUCGACGAUGCUCAUCACAUGGAUAGCGCGAGUUGGACACUUACCCUAAACCUGUGUCGUCAACUUGAAAACUGUCUCAUCAUAGUUGCAUUGCGUCCACUCAAGGAAGGUAUCCCACACGGGUUCUCUCAUCUUGACAAUGUCGAGUUUAUCCAACUUGAACCACUCCAAACUCGUGAGGAAGUUCAACUGCUAUUAGAGCAAAUGUUAAACGUUCGAAAUAGUCCAUCCUAUGAAUUGCCAGACGAGAUUGUAGACGAGAUAUUUAAUCGGUCACAAGGUAACCACUUUGUCAUUGAGGAAAUGGUCAAUGGACUCAAACACAGUGGUUAUAUUGAUGAAAAGACAGGUGAAUUCAACUCUAAACACGAAGCUAUUGAGCAGGUGCGUGUCAACAUUCCACGUACAGUCACAUCGCUCAUUACCAGUAGAGUUGAUCGUCUCUCGACAGCACAGCAGUUGGUACUCAAAGUUGCAUCAGUCAUGGGUACACCUUUUACAGUUGACUCGUUGUUCAAGAUAUUACCAACAUCCGAAACCUCGACCCGAUCAGAGCUCACCAAUGACCUUAUCAUCCUUGAACGUUUACACUUUAUCAAGAGUAAAAAAGAUCAAAAUGGCAGCAGUGGCACCAAUACCCCAUCACCCAAACAAUCCAAUCAUCACAAUUAUCUUAGAUCACGUUCAAGUAUUGUAACAUCUCCUUCUUCUCUUUCACCUUUAUCUUCUCCCUAUUAUAAUAAUAAUAACAGUAGUAUGUCUCCACCACAACCAGUUAUAGUUCAAUCACCUCUAAAUUUGUCACUUGAUAAUUCCAAUCAAUCUACACCACCGGCAUUAUCAUCACCUGGAUUGGUACCAAUUUCAACAGAGGUAUUGUAUUCAUUUGUACAUACACGUACACAAGAAGUUAUCUAUGACCUCAUGCUCUUUUCUCAGCGUAGAGAGUUGCAUCACAAGAUUGCCAAGAUUCUCGAGAUUACAUGUACCCCACAAAACUCACUCUACAUCUCUCUGGUCAACCAUUACCACGCUGCCCAAGACUACUCCAAGACGGUAGAGUAUGCCACCAAAGCCGGUCAAAAUGCCCUCUCUGACAAUAACAACAAAGAAGCUGUUAAAUUCUUCCAAUUGGCAUUGAAAUGCAUGGAGCUAGAACAACAACAAGAGGAAGAGGUAAAGGCAAUGAAAAAGUUGAAUCGUCGUAGUUCAACCAAUACAUUUAUCACUCAACCUACCAAUCUUACUACUUCUGUCGGGUCUCCUCCAGGUGGUAGUGGUAGUACAUCGUCGUCGUCGUCAUCAUCGUCAUCAUCACCAACUCUAAAACGUAUACCAUUUGAAAUGAUAUCAAUUACAAGAAAACUUGGGUUGGCAUUGUAUAAUAUGGGAUUGUUAUUGUCUGCUAUGCAACAAUUCCUUGCUGUACUCAAACACCUUGGUAUAGAGUUGCCACCAGUGUUGGCUAAAGGUCCAACACAACUAUUUGACGCGACUACUGGUGCUCCAAUGGGCCCACCAUCUAUGGGUGCCGCUGCACCAGACAAACGACACCGUCUACUAAAGUCUCCACAACGCCAAGAUUCACUCACUAAGUUUGUGACCAACAACCUCGAUGCCAUGGAGAAACGUGAGGCACUGCUGUCGCUGGUGGUACUGUCCAAGAUCUUUUUGCACGACUGUCAAAAGCAGAGUAGCAGCUGGUGCUCGUUCCUUGCCAACCAGUUGGCAGCCGACUCAUGGAGUCUGCAGAGUGAGGCGUACUCGAUUGGCAUCCGUGUGCUCGGUGUCAAUGGAGAUAAUACAACGCCGCUAAAGUACUAUGCGGCUGUACUCAGUCGUUCAGGCGAGACUAAUGGCUACGUGUAUGGAAAUUCGCAUCAAGCAUGGGGUAUAUACAUGUCGGGCACGGGUCAGUGGUCCGAAGCAGAGUCGGGAUACCAGACGGCAACCGCGUCGGCUGGCAAGAUGGGCGACAAAAAGUUGGUCGAGGAGAGCGGUGUUUUCCUCGGCGCAUGUCUCUAUCUCAUGGGACAGAGCCAGGCUGCACUCUCACUUGCACUAAAGUCACUCGACGCUGCACGUACACGUGAGGAUGUCCAGAUACAGAUGAUGGCAUUGCUCGUAGCCGGUGACGCCCGCGUGCGUAUGGGUGAGGUCAAGGCUGCUGAAGACACGUUGCGCGAGAUUGAACAGCUCGUGCAGGCAAUUGGCAUGGCCGAGCAGACUUCUGGCACCUACAUCCACUACCUCUCGCUCAAGGCACAGUUCCAAAGUGUCCUCAAAAAUGACCAUUCACAAGCCUACGACUCUGCACGAAAGGCACUCUCUGCCCUGGCACGUUGUGACACAAACAACUUUUCCGUCUACGAGUCGUAUGCCUCCCUCUCGAUGAUCAUUAUCCGUGUGUUCCAGAGUCUGCAAAACCACCCCAUGUCACGUACCCAAACCUACCAACAACAACGUGCCAAGAUGAUCACUGAAAUCACCGAGGCACAGCAACACCUCGAGCGCUUCACCGACACGUUCCCCAUCGGUCAACCCCGUCUCUUGCUCCUCAAAGGUCUCAUUGGCAUCGUCGUCCACAACAAUAUCAAUGGCUCUGAAAACUAUUUCAAGGAAUCAAAGGAAAAAGCAAUCAAAUUGGGUAUGGUAUUUGAAGAGGAACUAGCCACCUAUCAUUAUAAUUCAUUUUAUUCUGAAAGUGAUCCGUUCCCUGUAAAUGUAACUACUAUUCAACCUUCAAUUCAAUUAUUACAACAACAACAACAACAACAGAAUAAUCAAACAACAACAACAACAACUAAAUCAGUUACACCUUCAUCUCCUCCUCAAAUUAUUAAAAAAGUUUAG